CUCCAGCCUGUAGGUUAGGAAAUUGAAUUCAGAGAAAAAGCCGGCGAAGGAGCUGGUGUUAUGCCGACGGUUUUAACAGUUUUUUGAGAGGAUUAAUUCUUAAUUCUUGUCGAUAGUUUGAUCGUUGCUGAGGAAGUAUAACAAUGGAGCUUACCGAUGAUAAUCUGCUCACGCUGAGCGAAUACUUGAGGCAUACCUUGAGUCCCGAUGUUGCAGUUAGACGUCCUGCGGAGAAAUUUUUGGAGUCAGUAGAAUUAAAUCAGAACUAUCCAUUACUUUUACUUCAUUUGGUAGACAAGCCUGAUGUUGACAUUACAAUAAGAAUAGCAGGAGCUAUCGCAUUCAAAAAUUAUGUAAAAAGAAAUUGGAAAGUGGAAGAAGAUUCGGUUGAUAAAAUACACAGUCAAGAUAGAGAUGCGAUUAAGAGGCUAAUUAUAAAUUUGAUGCUUCAUUCUCCUGAUGCCAUACAAAAACAGUUGUCUGAUGCGGUUUCUGUUAUUGGAAAGCAUGAUUUUCCCGAUAAAUGGCCAGAGCUUAUUGAUCAGAUGGUUGGGUUCUUCAACACUGGGGAUUUCCAUGUUAUCAAUGGUGUUUUGCACACUGCUCAUUCUCUGUUCAAAAGAUACAGAUAUGAAUUUAAAAGUCAAGUUUUAUGGACAGAGAUAAAAUAUGUAUUGGAUAAAUUUGCUAAACCAUUGACGGAUCUAUUUUUGGCUACUAUGAAUCUUACCCAAGUACAUGCCAACAAUGUAGAAGCAUUAAAAGUUAUUUAUAGUUCCUUAACAAUCUUGUGUAAAGUGUUUUAUUCACUCAACUUCCAAGAUUUACCAGAGUUCUUUGAAGAUAAUAUGGCCUCAUGGAUGACCAAUUUCCAUACUUUACUUACUGUUAAUGUUCCAUCACUACGAACAGGGGAUGAUGAAGAAGCUGGAGUAAUAGAACAAUUAAAAUCACAAGUUUGUGAUAAUGUCUGCCUGUAUGCCCAAAAAUAUGAUGAAGAGUUCCAGCCAUAUAUGGAUCAAUUUGUUAAAGCAAUAUGGAAUUUGCUUACCUCAACCGGUCAACAACCUAAAUAUGAUGCGCUGGUAUCAAAUGCUCUCACAUUUCUGGCAACUGUCGCUGAUCGUUCUCAAUAUAAGCAUAUUUUUGAAGAUCCAACUACUCUAAGUAGUAUAUGUGAAAAUGUUAUCAUUCCCAAUAUGGAAUUUAGAGAAUCUGAUAAUGAAUUAUUUGAAGAUAAUCCUGAAGAAUACAUUCGCCGGGAUAUUGAAGGUAGUGAUGUUGAUACUCGUAGAAGAGCAGCAUGUGACCUUGUAAAAGUAUUGUCAAAAUCUUUUGAAGCCAAAAUUAUGGAAAUAUUUGGUGCCUACAUACAGGCUAUGUUGCAAAACUACGUUGCUAAACCUGCCGAAAAUUGGCGUAGCAAGGAUGCAGCUAUAUACUUGGUAACAAGCAGUGCUAGCAAAGGCCAAACACAGAAACAUGGUGUCACACAAAGCAGUGAUCUUGUACCUCUUCCUCAAUUUGCCGCAGGCCACAUUGAACCAGAACUUGCAAAGCCUGAUGUCAAUGAAUUCCCGGUUUUAAAAGCAGAUGCUAUCAAAUUCAUCAUGAUAUUUAGGUCUAUUCUACCACGAGAACAAGUUGUUGGUAGUUUACCACAAAUGAUUCGGCAUUUAGCAGCUACAAGUCCUGUAGUACAUAGUUAUGCUGCGUGCGCUAUUGAAAAAAUUCUUGCAUUGAAGGGCCCAAACAACGUUGCUCUUGUAAAGGGAACUGACAUUGCGCCUUUGGCUGCUGAUUUGCUCAAGUGCUUGUUCGCGGUCUUAGAUUCACCAGGAUCAGAAGAAAAUGAAUAUAUAAUGAAAGCAAUCAUGAGGAGCUUUGCUACUCUACAAGACGCCGUUGUGCCUUUCUUAGCAGACUUAUUACCGAAAUUAACACAGAAACUUGAGAUUGUUGCCAGAAAUCCUAGUCGUCCUAAUUUCAAUCACUAUCUUUUUGAAACUCUAAGUAUAUCGAUCAAAAUUGUAUGCAAAUCAAAUCCCAAAGCUGUUGCAUCGUUUGAGCAAGCUCUUUUCCCGACAUUCCAAGGAAUUUUACAACAAGAUAUCCAAGAAUUCAUCCCCUACGUCUUUCAAAUUUUGGCUUUGCUUCUCGAGUUACAAACGGCGAAUGAUGUGCCAGAAUCAUACAUGGCACUAUUUCCUUGUUUGUUGGCUCCAGUCUUAUUUGAAAGACAGGGUAAUAUUCAUCCGUUGAACCGACUAUUACAAGCAUUUGUUAGUCAUGGCGCACAUCAAAUUAUAGCACAAGAAAAAAUCAAUGCUUUAUUAGGAGUAUUCCAAAAAUUAAUAGCUUCCAGAACCAAUGAUCAUGAAGGCUUUUUAUUGAUGCAGGCCAUCAUUGAACGCUUUCCUCCGAAUGCUUUGGAGCCUUACAUAAAGCAGGUCUUUAUACUACUCUUUCAAAGGCUAUCAUCUAGUAAAACGACGAAAUUCGUUAAAGGACUUAUUGUCUUUUUUUCCUAUUAUGUCGUACGAUAUGGAGCCAGUAAUUUGGUUACAAUGAUAGAUUCGAUUCAACCACAAAUGUUUGGAAUGGUUGUUGAUAGGGUAUUAUUAACAGAUUUACAAAAGGUGUCUGGUGAAAUCGAAAGAAAAGUUACGGCCGUUGGAGUCUCAAAUAUUUUAAUUGAUUGUCCUGCUAUGCUUCAAAGCCCAUACAAUGCCUUUUAUCCUAGGCUAUUAGCGGCUUUAGUUGAAUUCUUCGAAUUACCGCAUGAUGAAACACAACUGCCAGAAGAUCAGCAGGUCUUGGAAAUCGAUGACAAUUCUGGAUAUCAAGCAGCAUACAGUCAAUUAAUUUUUGCCAGAAAUCCAAAAGUAGAUCCUUUACCUACCGUCACCGACGUUCGAUUCCAUCUUGCACAAGGACUCGGAAGAAUGGAGCCAGGUCAAUUGCCUGGACUACUUGGUCAAAUUCCAGAACCAAAUGCAAAUCACCUCAGGAGCUACCUCCAAACAGCCGGCGUUGCUGUUCAAUAAUACGAACUUCAAGUUCGGGGUAGACUAAAAAUACAUUUGAUGGCCCGUAAGUUUAAUAGCAUCGAAUUAAAUAAAACUUGACCGGCAUUAUUCCACUUGACUACCGAGCUUUAAGCAAGUAUAUGGCAAUGUUAAUUUUAAAUAUUUUUAUACUCCAAAUUAACGAACAUACUCUGCGAUAUGUAAGAGCCUAUUUUACCCUAUAACAUAUGUAAUAAUAGUUCUUUGAAUGUGUACAAAAAUUUAGUAGCAGUUGCCUUAUAGUCUAUAAAUUAUCAGUUUGAAAUUUGCUAUGUAUAAAAAGACUAUUUUUUAAAUGAUAAGAUUAUUAAAACUUGAUUUACAAUUGCCAUGUUUUGCAGAUAUUUCAAUGAUUAAACUAAUUUAAUUCGAUGCCAAAUAGUUCUUGAUGAACCAAUAAGUUAGGCCCUCGAUGAACUGGUCUGUCUAGCUUAACAAAAUUUUGUAUAUGUGAUUAUUUUAAAUGAUAAAGGAACAUACUACGUGAAGAAUCUGUUUAAUUGUAUGUACAAUAUAGCUGUUGACAAAAGGUAUAUUUCGUUCUUUAGGAUAAGUAGUAUUCUCACUUUCAUAACGGCAUAUGAUGUAAUAAUAACUAAUACAACUCAAAUAAAAACAUAAUUUUAAA
Molecule: messenger RNA, 3696 nt
Organism: Nasonia vitripennis (jewel wasp)
Lineage: Eukaryota; Metazoa; Arthropoda; Insecta; Hymenoptera; Pteromalidae
Gene: Cse1
Product: exportin-2
Exons: 15
Coding region: 144-3047 (967 amino acids)
Biological process (GO): protein export from nucleus; protein import into nucleus
Cellular component (GO): cytosol; nuclear envelope
Molecular function (GO): nuclear export signal receptor activity; small GTPase binding
Source: RefSeq, a predicted model, not a curated record